AGAGGCAGCGCCAGCGCGGGCCGUCCCGGGAGCGUCGGGAGCAGCGAGCUGGGUUGCGGCCGGGCGGGAGCGGGGUGGAUCGUGCGCCGCUCCCGGAGCGGAGAGAGGAGAGCGGCGCGCGGCGCGGCGCGGCGCGGCCCGGCUGGCCGAGACUUCUUCCCUUGCAGUGGAAUUGCUUUUUGUGGACUGUGCUCAAGUGCUGUCGUCCACCUAGACAGAAGAAACUGCAGGAUCAGAGCCUUGGACUGUACACUAGGAAAAAUCAUCCACUGAGACGUCACUCCUAUCGCUGCACACUUACCUGGUAUACAGAAUCUGCUAGCUGACUUCUUCUGGAGGGGAUUCUCCAACAACCAUGGGUGGUCUCUCAAAACCAGCCUCCUGAAGUGUAUUGUUCAGACUCUCCAUUUGCCAGUUCCCUGCCUGGGCAGUGAUAAACAUGGGCAGUGUGUUCCUAACAGAAAACAAAGCCAACUCUGUGUUAAAAAGAUACCCAAGAGCCAAUGGAUUUUUGGAAGAGAUAAAGCAAGGAAACAUAGAGCGUGAAUGCAGCGAAGAAAUCUGUACCUAUGAGGAAGCAAGAGAAGCUUUUGAAAACGAUGAGAAGACAAGGGAGUUCUGGAAAGGCUACCCAAAUGGACUCCAGGGAGAAAGUAACAAAGGACAUAAUUGGUAUUCAUUUUACCUCGCAUUUCCAUUAAUCAUUGGCCUUUUUGUUAUCCUCCUUAUCAUAUUUCUCACAUGGAGAUGCCUGUUUAAAAAGAAAAUCCGUAGACAGUCUGUAUACAUGCAUAGGGGAGCCCGCGAAGCCAUUGGUGAUAAUGCUGUGACUGAUGGUAGAAGUCCUCUUCCCCAGCCGCUCAGCAUUGUUCAUUCCCCACAGGAAGAAAUGUAUGAAGGCAGUGGGCUGUCUCCGGGAUAUUUGGGCUCUCCGGAUGGACGUUCAGACUCAAUAUCAACAAGGCUGUCAAACGGUGACCCUCCUCCUUCAUACGAGGAAGCCACUGCCGAAGCCAGCAUAAGAAAUGAAAUGGAGCAUCACUUAGAUCCACCCCCACAGUAUGAAGACAUUGUAAACUCCAGUUCAGCGAGUGCUUUUGCAGUACCUCCUGUUGUCACCAGUAUUAAGUAAAGCAGGAAAAAUAUGAGCAACUUUUAAAAAUUACUAAUAAGAGAAUUUUGUAGCACUUUAUUGCAGCUUACUACCGUUUAUAUAAUUUAAUGGACUCAUACUGUGUACCUCUGCCCUGUUUUGUUCCCUCUGCGUGUGUUCCCAUGGCAGUUUUAAAGAUGGGGAAUCCAUACUGAGAGCAUGAAGCAGGUACAAAUGUGGUCUUCUGUGCAUACCUCUCAAAUGUCCCUCAGUUUUGAGGGUUGUCAUUUUAUUUUAUUCUGAAUGUUGCCUACGUUCCACACACAUUUGAUGACACCUCCCUUUUAGUGGUGAAAAUUAUUUACAUCAGAAUCUAACACUGGUGAGAGAAAGUUAUUUAAACCAAAGGGCCCUGUCCUACAGCAUUUUAAGUUUCUUGCAUGAAUAUUUUCUUUCAUUUAGGGUCUUUGUCACACAUUGUAUCCUACACUUGGGCCUUGGAAGGCUGAGAAGUAUUUGUAUGUGUGAACAAACAUCAACAUAGCAUAUUCACCCAGUUUAAAUAUGAUACUUAAGGGAUUGCAGUAAGUGAGACUAAGAUAUUUUGGAACACAUCAGCUGUAUUUGUACAGAGGGCAGUAAUUAAGUGAAUUUUGCAGUUGGAAAAAACGAUAGCCUAAUGUUCUUAUCCCCUCUGUUCUCCAUCCUUCCCUCCAGCUAGUCAUAGAAUCAUAGAAUAUCAGGGUUGGAAGGGACCUCAGGAGGUCAUCUAGUCCAAUCCCCUGCUCAAAGCAGCACCAAUCCCCAACUAAAUCAUCCCAGCCAGGGCAGUGUCAAGCCUGACCUUAAAGCUUCUAAGGAAGGAGAUUCCACCACCUCCCUAGGUAACCUAUUCCAGUGCUUCACCACCCUCCUGGUGAAAAAGUUCUUCCUAAUAUCCAACCUAAACCUCCCCCACUGCAACUUGAGACCAUUACUCCUUGUUCUGUCAUCUGCUACCACUGAGAACAGUCUAGAUCCAUCCUCUUUGGAACCCCCUUUCCGGUAGUUGAAAGCAACUAUCAACUCCCCCCUCAUUCUUUUCUUCCGCAGACUAAACAAUCCCAGUUCCCUCAGCCUCUCCUCAUAAGUCAUGUGUUCCAGUCCCCUAAUCAUUUUUGUUGCCCUCCACUGGACGUUUUCCAAUUUUUCCACAUCCUUCUUGUAGUGUGGGGCCCAAAACUGGAUAUAGUACUCCAGAUGAGGCCUCACCAAUGUCGAAUAGAGGGGAACAGCUAGUCCUGUUUAUGAUGAUAUCUUGUUUCUGGAACAUCUGAUUUUUUUUUUCCCUUUAAGUGAAUUCAGUUCUUGUGAAAAGUACUAGAUUGACAGCUCUAGAAAUUAAAGUUCCCUCUGCACUGCAGAACAGUUAAUGCACUGCCUCUGGGUACACAGUACCAAACCAGUGUGCCUCAUUACUGACAUGCAGAAACCGCCUAGAAGGGGAUGAUCAUAGUUUACUCUUCAUGCCAACACAAAUAGCAGUCUCUUCUGAGCCUGCCAACAGGCUGCCAGUUGCAAUAGUGUCUUUUAUUUAUGUGGCUUUCUUUCCCCUACGAAAUGCAUGGUGAUCACUCAUUUCACAUAGACCAUUAAGCAGUUGUCAGAUAAUCUCUGGUCAUUUCCAGUCUGCUCUGGAUUUAUGCCAAUGACUGAAAGUUGUAAUGUUCAGUAUUCCACUACCAGUCUCUUGAGCCAGCCAAACCCCUAUUUUAAUUAUCUAAUGUUCUGAACUAAAAUGUGUUGCAACAUCAUGCAGAUAUUUUUUGCAAUAAAGAAAUAAUGCUUGUCCUUUGAAAUAAAGAGAUCAAAUGUUCGCAGUGAUUUUUGAUAACUAUGCUGUUAAUUGAAGACUCCACACAAGCACAAUUUUAAAUUCACUGGCCAAAAGUCUCAGUUAAUGCAAUUUACAUGGCUAAAAAAAAAAAAACUUUGCAUAAAGCAGUCAUUUAAAAUGUUCUUUCCUCUGCUAAGACAAUACGUGCUUUUUCUCGUUUGCUGGAAUGAUUCCAAAUUACAAAAAUUAUUUUUUUAGCUUUAAAAGUUAAGGGUUCGAUUUAAAUGUAACAAAUUAUCUAACUUUUAUUUUAUGCUUGGCCUUUCUGAUCUGAUUAAAAUGACAAUUUGUCUUGUAGUGGUUCUUAUAAAGCUUUAUUUUUUCAAAAUAUAGCUUCUACUUUUUCUUCAAUUGUAAUUACAUUGUCCCGCAAUAAAUGUGAUGGUAUGAUUUACAGCCUUACCUCUCUGAAUGUUUAAAAGUAAGAACAUGCAGUACUGUCUUGACUGACUGCCAGAAAAUUCAGGGUAUUGCACUCCCUGCUUUGACUGUAACACUGAGAGGUGAAUCUUGUACAGAACUAAAAUGAUUUGUUUACUAAUGACCAACAUGGAGAUGGGUGACUUGUUUAAGAAAUUAUGGAAAUCAGAUGAUUUAGAGAUUGUUUAAUUUUGGACACCUGUGGGGAGGUAGUUCCAUCUUCACUGCGUGUAAAUAACGUAUUUGAUUACAGUAUUAAAUAUUUUUUAAAGAUCUGGUUUACAUUAAAUUAUGGUAUUUAAACAUUUUGCUUAUGUUUAUAGAAGAUUUUUUGUUAAUGUUUUUGGCAUGCUAAAUAAAGCUAUUCUUAAAUCCUU
Dermochelys coriacea (leatherback sea turtle) is the source of this 3766-nucleotide messenger RNA. It is a transcript of the gene PRRG1, whose product is annotated as proline rich and Gla domain 1. NCBI's taxonomy places the organism in Eukaryota, Metazoa, Chordata, Testudines, Dermochelyidae. The record is from RefSeq and is a predicted model, not a curated record. Gene Ontology annotation, cellular component: extracellular region. The transcript has 6 exons. Gene Ontology annotation, molecular function: calcium ion binding. The coding region runs from base 440 to 1132 and encodes 230 amino acids.